Molecule: messenger RNA, 1123 nt
Organism: Cuscuta campestris
Lineage: Eukaryota; Viridiplantae; Streptophyta; Magnoliopsida; Solanales; Convolvulaceae
Source: the annotation of a GenBank genome assembly
CUUUGUGAGAGUUUUAUUCCUGAGUGUUUAAGUGUUUUCAUACACUUUAAGGGAGUUUGUUCCCUUGUUGUAAACUCGAAGGAAGUUUCUUGUUCCUUCGUGAGAAGUCUUGGAGUGCGGUAUCUCCGAGCAAAGGUGUUGAGGCUCGUGUGACUCGGGUUCUCAAGUUGUAUCGAACUAUCAAUAUUUUGGAGUGCAAAAUGAAAAGGGAUUGCGCGUAAUUUUACGCGUUUGGUUUCGGCGUAUGGACCGUGAUUCACGCCUCCCCGGGGGGCCCAUGUCACAUUUAUAUUCUCGGCUAUUCUCUCCAUCAUCAUCUUCAAAUCAAGCUUCCUACUCUCUCUCCAGAACACAAAACCAGAAGAAUCCCCAGCUCCGAAGAUGGCGAGAUUCGUUGCACUCUUCGCUCUCUGCGCCCUCGCCGCCGCCGCAACCACGAUUUCCGGCGUUAGCGCUUCCCGAAGACCUAUCCCUGCUGUCAUCACUCUCAUUGGCAGAGCGUACGUGGACACUUGCAACGUCGGCUUCGAAACCACACACAGCUUAUACCCCGCCGGCUCAACUGUGAAACUGGUGUGCAAGUUCAGCAAGACCAGCAAAAUCACCUACACUGACAAAGCCGUCACUGGCGCCAAUGGAGAAUACAAAUUUACUUUGAAUGGUCGCCGGAGUGAUAAGGAGGUCUGUCAUGUUCAGGCCAUUGAAAGCGUGCAUCCUGACGCCGGCAAACCAGAUCCGGCCAGGGAGAGCGCCCUUGUCAUCCUCAACGGGAGCAAUGGCAUCGCCAGCAACACACGCUACGCCAACAAUGUGGGAUUCGCCACAACCAAGCCUCUUUCCAACUGCGCCCAGAUCGUCUCCCAGUACCACCUCAACGAUGACAACUUUUAAGAGGUCUCUGUUCAGCCUAUAUUUUAAUAUUCCACACGUUUACUCGCUACUUCAUCUUGUUUUCAAGAGUGUGUAGCUUAUGCACAUCGCCUCUCGGUGCCGUUUGCUUAUACUUUAUUUGAUUGAAUUUAUGGUACGUUUACAUUGUGUUGACGUUCGCCUUGUGUAUUGUAAUAUGUUCAGACUUGAGAUCAGUUGGUUAUAAUUAAUCUCUGUGGUUUUUGUUAAUGCU